Molecule: messenger RNA, 3654 nt
Organism: Mugil cephalus (flathead mullet)
Lineage: Eukaryota; Metazoa; Chordata; Actinopteri; Mugiliformes; Mugilidae
Gene: lingo4b
Product: leucine rich repeat and Ig domain containing 4b
Exons: 3
Coding region: 541-2352 (603 amino acids)
Molecular function (GO): protein binding
Source: RefSeq, a predicted model, not a curated record
UGAACCCUGGCCAUGUAUCACACAGAAUGGAAAAAGGAAACUAAUACUGGUUCUAAAAGCCAGUGUUUGUUGGUGAUAACCAGUUUAUAUACAGUUUAUUUUAUUAAUUUUGUUUAAGAGGAGAGAUGCUGAAAACAUUUAAUUAUAGGCGAGUACUGGUGUCUUCUGGUGCAUCCACAGUCUGGUAUAUCGGUCUAACACGAGCAUAGGUGCAUAAGUGUUGAGGUUGUGAGUCAGCGCUCCCAGCCAGCCAGUAAAAGAGCAGUUUGCAUGAAGAACAGGGACGAGACAAAGACUGUAGAGCACUGGACUGCUGGCGACUCUGCCACUCAGACGAGAGACUGCAGUGAGGGUGGGUCCACACUCUGGAAACUGUCUGAUGGUGAAGAGUGAGAAGCUGAAGCUGCUGCAGGCCACUCUUAAGGGAAUGUUGUUGACAGAAAAUCAUCGGUACAGAGGACUUAACUCAAGUCUGAUCCCUAUUUGACUGCCACUGGUUAUGAUAAUCUGCACUCCAAGACUGAAACGGCAGGGGAUAAGAUGUUUGUGGAGUCAGUCGUCCGAUGGGGGGCAUGGAGCAUCCUGCUCCAGUUUGGACUGGGUGUAUCUGGCGGAGGCUGCCCUUCACGGUGUGUGUGUCGACCUGAGGCUAAAGAAGUGAUCUGCUCUGGCAAACAUUUAAAUUCAGUGCCAGAGGGCUUUUCCGGUGAUGCCAGGCAUUUGGAUUUAUCUCUCAAUAAGAUUAAGACUGUGGGACGACGCCAAUUCCCUGGGCUCUUUCAACUUCAAGAGUUGGACCUCACUGAUAAUAUAAUCUCUAUGAUUGAGGUGGAGGCUUUCCAGGGCCUACAGAAUCUUAGGACACUUCGACUUAAGAAUAACCGUCUCAAGAUAAUCCCAGUUGGGGUGUUUUCUGGCCUGUCCAGUCUGCGGUUUCUAGACUUGAGCCAGAAUGAGAUUCUGGUUUUCCUGGACUAUUCUUUUAAAGAAAUGGUAAACUUGGUGACAUUGGAAGCUGGGGAGAAUGACCUGGUGUUCAUCUCUCAGAGGGCCUUUUUUGGUCUGCAAAAUCUACAGGAGCUCAACUUAGACCGCAGCAACUUGACCUCUGUUCCCACUGAGGCAUUGUCCCAGCUUCAGAGUCUGACACGUCUUUGCAUGUUACGCCUCACCAUUUCUACCCUGCCCAACAAUGCAUUCCGAAGGCUCCACCGUUUGCGCAGCCUCUUGAUUUCAAACUGGCCAGCAUUGGACACUAUGGCUGGCAACAGCUUGAUUGGUCUUAAUUUGACCUCGCUUGUCAUCAGUGGCUGCAACCUAAGUGCGGUUCCUUACUCAGCACUUCGUCAUCUGGUUUAUCUGCGCUACUUGGACCUGUCCUACAACCCCAUCAGUGUUAUCCAAGGUAACCUGCUAGGGGACCUCCUGAGACUCCAGGAGUUACACCUAGCAGGGGGCAACCUGCUACGAAUAGAGCCGGGAGCCUUUAGGGGACUGGCUUACUUUCGUAUGCUUAAUGUGACAUCCAAUCAGCUCACUACUCUGGAGGAGAGUGUCUUCCACUCUGUUGGGAACCUGCAGGUGUUGCGAUUAGAUGGGAAUCCCUUAGCAUGUGACUGCCGACUUCUCUGGGUGGUCCGUCGCAGAUUGCGAUUGAACUUUGAUGGACACCAACCCACUUGUUUCUCUCCAGAUGCAGUGAGACAGCGUGAAUUCAGAGACUUCUCAGAGAAAGAACUCCCAAGGCUGUUUACUUGCCGGCCUGCUCGUAUUAUGGACCGUAGGCCGCAGGAGGCGAGAGUAGAAGAAGGCACCACAGUUCUCUUUUCCUGCAAGGCUGAUGGAGAUCCAUUUCCGUCUAUCACCUGGAUCUCAUCCCAUAAGAAUGUGGUGGCUCCAACAGGACGAAUCAGAGUUUUACCGAAUGCUACUCUAGAAGUGCGUUUUGCCCAGGUUCAGGAUAGUGGUACAUACCAGUGCCUGGCAGGAAAUGCAGCAGGCAAUGACAGCCUGACUGUUGGUCUGUAUGUAAAAGGACUCCCACGCAAUCGAACCAUUCCUUUCUACACUGAGGAAGGCUGGGUAGAGCCCUCUAAUCCCCAGGCUGCAAAUUCCUCAGCUCAGAUGGCCAAGCCAUACCCGUUUGAUGCAAAGACCCUAAUCAUUGCCACCACCAUGGGUUUUCUCUCUUUCCUCAGCUCGGUGGCAAUCUGUUUUGUCUUCAUGUUUUUCUGGAGCCAAAGCAAAGGUCAGAUCAAGCACACAGCAACUAUAGACUUUGUUCCUCGGUCUUCAAUGGGCGGAGGAGGGGAUGGAGGUGAUGGUGGCAGGUUUACUAUGAAACUUAUCUAAAGCCUGUGAAGAGGUGAAAGAGGUCGCGUUGACUGUGAGUUAGUCUGCGUUGAGGAGUCAGACAAACUUGAGACACUAGAAUACAGAGACCUCUGUUCAAAGACCUCUUCAGGAGCCAAAUCAGAGACUGUUGCGCUUGUGCCAGUGCACUUCUAAUUUUAGAGACGGUCUUUACAUCUCAGCAAUCACUUGACUGUGUUAUCUAACUAAGAAUAUCUCAUGACCCUGAAAUAGAACAAUGUUUGUGGCCAUUGUGGGCCAAGCUGUUUCACGAUUGUUGUGCAUUUUUUUGCUACUUGUACUUUGAAUAACCAAAUACUUAGUACAGAUUUCUUUUGUAUGUAGCAUGUAAUUAUAAAUAGGUUUAUUUUCACGGAUUAGAUCAGCAACACAUAAGGACGGUUUGAAUUCAAUAAUCACAUUUUCGGAACAUGCCGGUGCUUGUUUAAUCAUCCAUGUUGCACUAAUGUGCUCACUUUUGUCUUCACUUGCUGACACAAGCCAAGUAAUACAUUUGCCCUGUGACCCUCGGGUUCCUUUUCCCGCUUCAACACAGGUGUCAAAAUUUACUGUAAGACAUGUGAAUAUAUUAUAAUAAAGCUUUUGAUACAUGCAAUAGAUGUAGGAAUAGGUUAGCCAAAUCAUCUAUGAUUCUUUAUGGUAAAAUUUUGAACAUUUUAGAGGUUUGUAGCAUGUUUCAAGUUUUCUACACUGAAAGCAUGUUUUCAGUAUGGGUAAUAGUUACGUUAAUAAUCCAAGGGACUGAUAGCAUAAUGUACAUAGGAAUGUAUCCUUUCCCAUUUCUUACUUAAAAAAGAUUUUUUCAGAUCUAUCUGUCUUUCUUUUGUUACAUAUACAGUGAAUUUACCAUAUGAUUACCUUAUGACUUUACAUUCUAUCUGAAGAUGAUAUAAUUUCCCAUUUUUUAUAUUCAAGGAACCACUUUUUCUAUUUUUUACCCACAUAAUACACUGAAAAAUAUGUGCCUCAGUAAUAUUAUCCUCAUCGACAGAGGGAAUGCUCACCUUACCAUUGCUAUCGCAUAAAUUUAGGUCAAGGGCAUUUGUGUGUGCUCUGCUUUAUUCUGUCAUUUUAUCUAGUAGUUGGGAUUAGUGUCACUGAAAUAUGUCAUCUUGUUGUGGGUAAACUUAGUAGAGGCACUGCGCACAACGUGGUGCUUUAUUAAACCAGGAAAGGAGAGUGGAAGUGAUGAACACACGUCAUGGACAUGUCCCGGUGUUUUGCGAUAUUGUAAAUUUUCAUUUUGUAUUUUAUGUCAUUAAAUGCAGAUAUUUAAACCUG